GUCUCCGCCGCUCCAGGGGCGGGUGGGGUGGGCAGAGUCCGGGCCGCCGCCGCGGCCACCGGGGAGAGACCAGGAGCGGGUGCGGGUCCCGGAAGAGAGCGCGGCUGCCGGCCGCUUGGUCCCGGUCCCGGUCGAGGCCAGGGGCGCGCGGCGAUGUGAGCCAUGAGCGCGACGUGGACGCUGUCCCCCGAGCCGCUGCCGCCAUCGACGGGGCCCCCGGUAGGCGCGGGCCUGGACGCGGAGCAGCGCACCGUGUUCGCCUUCGUGCUGUGCCUGCUCGUGGUGCUGGUGCUGCUGAUGGUUCGCUGCGUGCGUAUCCUGCUCGACCCCUACAGCCGCAUGCCCGCCUCGUCCUGGACAGACCACAAGGAGGCGCUCGAGCGCGGGCAGUUCGACUACGCGCUGGUCUGAGCGGUGCGGCGCCCUCGGCCGGCCCUCCGCGGGGUCUCUCUCCCGGGGCCGAUCCGACGGUGCGCCGCCGGGCCUGGACCGCGCUCAGGAUCCUGCCCCCGAGCCCGCAGCCCGAGGGGGGAGGGCGUCAGGAUAAGUCCAACCCCUCCCCCCUCACACCCCUCCCAUCUUCCCUCCUGGCCAGGCCGGAGCCCCACUUCGUGCCUUUAUCCCGCCCUGUCCUCUCUCCGUAACUCACCGGCCCGGCUGGCCCCCGAGUCUAAAGCCUGGGUGGGAAGAGGACGCCCGCCCCUCCGCCCCCAGCGUGUAGGUGGCUCUGCUACUGCCCUGCCGCCGAGCAUGAGUGUCAUGUCCGCUCCCGGGUUCGGGAACCCCCGUGUCCCUUCCCCGCCCUCCCCUGUCCUCUGGCCAUCCUCACUCCCCCGCCGCCCGCCCCCGCCAAGUGUUGAGCCCCUCCUCGGGCUCCGGGCCUGCGGGCUCUCCUGGGCCCAUGAGGUGGACGCUGCAUACCAAUAUGACCUGCGGGGCCUGCUCCGGAGACAGUGACUGAAGAGCGACAAUGGCUGCUGUGUCCAGGAUGCGAGGCUUCUUCCAUGGGGGGGAGAGGGCAGACAGGCUCCCUCCCGCCCCCAGCCCAGGCCCCAGUUCAGGUCAGCGCGCCCCUCCCUCUGUCACCACCUCCACCCCUCAUUGGCCCUCCUGCCACCUCCCCCUGGUUCCUCCUGCAACCCCCCCCUCCCAGGCUCUCCCCUUGCUUUCUCACUCCUCCCUGCCUCUGAGCCCAUGGUAUUAAUAAAAGCUGUUAUUGAGCGCUUACUGCAUGCCAAGCAGCGUGCUGAGGUAGCUCCUCCUGUA
Messenger RNA from Orcinus orca (killer whale), 1266 nucleotides. RefSeq names its product cortexin 1 (gene CTXN1). Lineage: Eukaryota; Metazoa; Chordata; Mammalia; Artiodactyla; Delphinidae. Bases 163 to 411 code for a protein of 82 amino acids. The record is from RefSeq and is a predicted model, not a curated record. The transcript has 2 exons.